Lodderomyces jiufengensis is the source of this 630-nucleotide messenger RNA. RefSeq lists its product as uncharacterized. The transcript has a single exon. The record is from RefSeq and is a predicted model, not a curated record. The coding region runs from base 1 to 630 and encodes 209 amino acids. Gene Ontology annotation, cellular component: MICOS complex; mitochondrial crista junction. Lineage: Eukaryota; Fungi; Ascomycota; Pichiomycetes; Serinales; Debaryomycetaceae. Gene Ontology annotation, biological process: cristae formation.
AUGCCAUCAAGAUCCUUUUAUGAAGAAAAUUAUGAAUCAAUUCAACCAAAACCAGGUACAAUUUUACCAAUUUCUCCAAAAUUAAAAUCAGAAGAAAGUUCACAUGGUGAAUUUGAAGAAGUUGAUGGAAUGAUUAUAAGAUCUACUCCAACAUUAGAACGUUUAAAUAAUAAUUUACGUAAUUCAUUUAUUAACAAAUUUCAAAUUUUUGAAUAUGAAUUAAAAAAUUUAAAUCAUGCUUUUAAAAAUGAAUUUAGAAAUUUACAAUCAUCAUACAACAAAACUGUUAAAGAACCAAUUUUACCUAAUUUAAUAUAUAUUUUAACAUUCACAUUAACAGGUUCAAUAUUAGUACGUAAAAGAAAUUUGGGAUUAAGAUUUGUAACACCACUAAUUUUUGGAAAUAUUGCAACUGCUUAUACUAUGCCAAAAACUUAUAACAACCUAGCAAAAGAUUAUGUUGAUAUUGAACGUAAAUACGUACCUGAUUUCCACCACAGAAGAAUUGAAGCAGGACAUGCUUUGGGGAGAUGGAGUGAUGAAUUUGAAGCUACAAGAGUUAGAGUUAAUGAUGAUGUUAUAAAAAAUGUUUCUUGGUUUAGACAAGAAAUUGAAAAGAAAUUUUCUUAA